AUAGCUGAUUUAAGACACUGCUCGUCCAAUCCACACCACUGGGCGUGGUUUUUUUCAAUACACAGAAGAGUAGUUGCGUUUUUAAAUGUAAGAGUUAAGAGUGCGUUGAUUAUUUUGAACCUAAAACGCUCUGUGGGGUCAACCUGAUUAUCUGAAACAAAAAUUUUAAUAGAAUACAGACAUCGAUGUGAAGCGUGAAAUAUAGUGUGUAUAUUCUUUUCAGUUUAAUUGAUAAGGCAUAAGGUGAUACUUGGAUAUGGAGGAGUGCGAUAUUGCACGUAUGUGUUGGGAUUUAAAGGAACUAUUAGAAGAUAUAUGUACAUUUCUUUCUAAUGGAAACUUGAGAAAGUUGUCACCGAAAGAUCAAAAAUUGGCAGAAUCUUUGAUUAACCGUUCGAAAAAACAAUUACAGAAAAUUUCCAGGGUACAGCCACCACCUCAAUCCAAUGAAGAGUAUGUGAUUAUGAACAAACAAGGUAUAGAUAAUGAAAAGGAAUCCGAUGCAGAACCUAGUGACAUUUAUUCUUCAGUGGAUGAUAUCAGUACUAUGAAUCGCUCAGAAAUGAUAUUAGAUGCAAAUAUAUACAAAGAUUUGCCUGCUAAGGAUGCAUGUCCUUUUUUUAAAUCAGGUUGGCUUUCUAUGAAGAAAAAAUUUAUAUUGGGAUUUGAAAAAAUGAAGCGAGUUUAUGGAACUAUACACAACAGCUGGUUAUUGAUAUAUUUAUCUGAAAAAGAUUUAAAACCAACAUAUACAUUUAAUUUAAAGCAUUUCGUAGCUAAAGAAUCAAAUGGAGAGAAGAAUAAUUUCACGCUUUUAAGUACAAAACCAAAUGACAAUAAAGUGUAUCAUUUCAUGGCUCUUACCCAUAAAGAUAAGUUACAAUGGAUGACAAAAAUCAAUUUAUGUCAAGAUAUGGAAAACAUUAUGGAGAAUUCUAAUAUAAACUAUCAAGGGAAAUACCCAAAUACAGCUGAAAAUAACUAUAGUGAUAAUGAUUCUGAUGGGAUAUAUGAGAUACUGACAACGACGCACAAACAUCCAGUCAGUCCAGUUGUGAGUGGCACAAAUGAAAUAUUACAUACAUUUCCAAAAUUAAGUAAAUCGCGUCUCAGACCAUCACCAAUCAAUGUCAAAGAUCCUGUGGCGGUUCCACCUCCGCUAGUAAAAUCAAAAUCAGAAACUACAAAUUCUUCAGAGUCGAUGGUUUCAUACCAAGAAAUAUUUACAGUGCCUCUUAGCACCAAAUCCAACAAUAAUUCUACUAAAAGCUUAGAAGAUUCAUUUUCGGACAACAGUGGGGAUGAAAUGUACGAAACAUUUGUCUGUGCUAAACAAUCUAGAAAUAGUUCUAGAAGAAAUUCUUUUGAGGAUCAGAAAAACCCGAAAGUUCUUAGGAAACCGAAAUGAAAUCUCUCCACAACGAUUUAGUUAAUAUUAAAUGAAAGUCAAUUAUCUUUAUAUUAUGCACAACAUUUUUAUAAAUACUAGUCAAUAAAUUCAAUAAACUUUGCAGAUUCUUAUCGAA
Diorhabda sublineata is the source of this 1526-nucleotide messenger RNA. RefSeq lists its product as uncharacterized. The record is from RefSeq and is a predicted model, not a curated record. The transcript has 6 exons. Bases 257 to 1408 code for a protein of 383 amino acids. Lineage: Eukaryota; Metazoa; Arthropoda; Insecta; Coleoptera; Chrysomelidae.